AUGGAUUGGAUCAGCAAGGCCCGGUUCUUGCAACCACCUAUCGAUCAGGCCGAAAUGGUUGACCAGAUCACUUCCCACUUCACCUUUAAUAUUUCCAUUGUCCUCAGAGGUCUCCGCAUCACCACCACCAAUGAACUCGUUCAACAACUCUCCCACAUUCAGCAAGCUCACUCCCCUACAAACGCCCAAAAUAGUCAAAAUGCCCCCUCUUAUCAAAAUCAAAAUAAUCAAAAUGCACCCUCUUAUCAAAAUCAAAAUCAAAACCGAAAUUCAUUUAACAAUUCUUCUGGCCCCAAUCAACAAAAUAGAUAUCCCCCUCGUCAAAAUAACUAUCAACGCCCCCAAUAUAAUUCUCGUAAUCAAUCCGCCCCAACUCCCCCUACCACUACCCCUCCACCGGUAAAACUAGGUCUGACCAUGCCGCGAGGAUGUGCACUGUGUCCCCCUCUAAUAUCAAUCCUCAUAAUUUGUUAA
Molecule: messenger RNA, 474 nt
Organism: Macrosiphum euphorbiae (potato aphid)
Lineage: Eukaryota; Metazoa; Arthropoda; Insecta; Hemiptera; Aphididae
Source: the annotation of a GenBank genome assembly